GGAGAGAGAGAGAGAGAGAGAGAGAGAGAGAGAGGUUUCUUCUCAGUUGUUCCUCCUCUCAGUCUGACACCAGCAGUCUGCUUUUCCUCCUCGUCUGAGACUCCUGCAGGUUGAGACAGCCAUGUUGUCGGGGUGUUUCGGGCUGCUGUUGCUCCUUCCCUUGGUUUGCUGUGUCCCCUCCCCCUCCAGGUCUCCUUCCAGACUCUGCAGACGAUGCUGCGACCAGCAAGAUUCUCCUGCAGCCACGGCUCAGUAUCAAAUGCCUGAAGUCCGAACUGUCAUUAACAUGACCAUCCUCAAAGGUGAUAAAGGAGACAAAGGAGACAAAGGUACACCCGGAAAGCCAGGUCUGGAGGGCCCUCCCGGAUACCGAGGCCCCAUGGGCUCUAAAGGCAGCAAAGGCCAAGCAGGCGCACCCGGAGACGCCUGCAAGAUCCCUCACUCUUCUUUCUCUGUGGGACGCCGCAAGUCCCUGCACAGCCUGGACUACUACCAGGCGCUGGUGUUUGACACUGUGUUUGUCAACCUCUACGAGCACUUUAACAUGUUCAAAGGCAAGUUCUACUGCUACGUGCCCGGGAUCUACUUCUUCAACGUCAAUAUCCACACGUGGAACUUUAAGGAGACAUACCUCCACCUGAUGCACAACGACAAGGAGCAGGUGAUCCUGUACGCUCAGCCCAGCGAGCGGUCCAUCAUGCAGAGUCAGAGCGUCAUGCUGGAUCUGGCUCUGAAUGAUGAGGUCUGGGUGCGGCUCUACAAAAGGGAGCGGGAGAACGCCAUUUACAGCGACGACGUGGAUGUUUACAUCACCUUCAACGGAUACCUGGUGGCUCCCAGCAUCCAGUGAAGAGAAGGCAGGAUGGACAGGCUGCAUGGGUCCAAUUAUUAAGUCUUUUUCCCAGGGAUAUUACUUUGUGCCAAGAAACAGGGACUUAUUAGCGCACAAAAUAAUUUAGGUGCUUAAAUAUUCCUUUCAACCCAGAGAGGAAAAUGCUGUUUUGUUAAAUAAAGAUGGCCCAAAAUGCAUAAACCUAAACCUUAAAAAGAAAAAGAAAAUAGGAGGCACAACUGGUACAGCAUAGGGGAAAAAAGCUAAAAUAAUUUCUUUGCACUAGAAAUACUUUAUUGUACAAAGAUCUUACUUUUUGUGCCAUUUCCCGUGAUGACCUGCUUUCAGGUACUUUUUAAUAAGACGUCACACCGAUUUUUCAGGAAUUUAAAAUCUGUGCAAUCAGUUUUAUGUGACAUUUAUGGUGCGAUGCCUCUUAGCAACAUAGAAUCUGUCAGAGUGAAAUGUAUUGUGGCAGUCGGCUAUUCAUUAAACAAAUGUCCUCUUUCACAGAAGCAAUUUAAAAUGUCAGGUCAUCCAAAUUACCAAAAUGUCCCACAUCCGCCACCAUUCCACCAACUGUAUGUAGCCACGCAGAAAUGGAAAUGCUGAAGCUAAAAGAUCCACUGUCCUAAUAUAAAAUGAUUGCAAAUACAUCAGGCAACUCCAUGAAACAUCACCAGCUAACAGACACAGGGUCAAUUUUAAACAUUGCAUAUCUUCAGGUGCUUUACAGGAAAUUAUUACAUUAUGGAGUGACUUAAACACAUUUGACUUCCAGGCUUUACACAUUAUAGUGUAAUUUACUCAAAGUAUAAUUUACUCACUGCAAGUAACCGAAUACUUAAAAUUACUUUACAGGUUUCUUGCAAAAGCAUGACUUGUUACCCUCUUAUGUACCUGCCGGUAAAUAUAAUUACAUUGUAAUUUCAUAUAAAAUACAUUGAAUUACGCCAUUAGUUGUGAGUUUUAUUACAAAAUGCUACCAAAUAUUUGCAGAAUUUUUGUGGAACAAAUUCUACAGGGAUACACCCAAACACAAGACACCAGGUAAAAGUCCAAACAUCCCAAUCUUUAAUGCAAAACACUGUCAGAGAUCAUACACGGGGAAUCAGACAGCACAGCAAACAAUCCAAAUGAGGUGCAGGGAAAAGGCCAAGAUCAUCGAGCAGUUCAGAGGCCAUGAAUGAGAAUGCAAAAUAAACAUUCUCAGGGAUAAGGCACAGGGAACAUGAGCAAUAAUUAAAAAAUAUAUAUAAAAGAAAUCAGAGUGGGUCGUUCAAUCUCAAAAGAAGAAAAAAUUAAUACAGAUAAAUAUUUGCAUACAUCAGAAUUUGUUUGUCAAAACAAAACAACCAAAAAUAAACUAGCAAUUGUAAUUAUAUUUACCUACAAAUACUUAACGGCAAUAAGAUCGUUGAGGUGGAGUCAUUCUCAUUCUCACUCCUCCACAUUUCUUCUUUGCUAUUGAACUCCAGCCCAUUUUUUCAAGUGGAUCACAAUGGCUGUGAGCAUGCUCCAUAUCUGCUCUCAUGCAUUACGAAAAUCAUAAUCCAACUCGAGUGCUUAUAUUUGUAGUGACAUGGCAUGAAAAUAUUGCACAACUGGAUUUACAUUAUUGUCCUUUUGUAAUUUUGGUGAGCUGACCACUUUCCCAGCAUAUGAAAAUACAUAUGGUGCUUUAUCAAAUGCAGGAAUGUAUUUGACAGUUAUUGUUUAUUGUUUUAGGGACUUGAGGCUGCAGAGCAGUUUAUGUAAAUAUCUGUAAAUGAGCUUUCUAUAAUAGCUUUAAUAUGUUUUACCAUUUAAGCUGUUGGGGCUGGACUGUGUAUGUCUGCGUGUGUUUGUUUAUAUAACAUAUAAAAACA
Pelmatolapia mariae (spotted tilapia) is the source of this 2700-nucleotide messenger RNA. It is a transcript of the gene c1qtnf6b, whose product is annotated as C1q and TNF related 6b. The record is from RefSeq and is a predicted model, not a curated record. The coding region runs from base 122 to 850 and encodes 242 amino acids. The transcript has 3 exons. Gene Ontology annotation, molecular function: protein binding. NCBI's taxonomy places the organism in Eukaryota, Metazoa, Chordata, Actinopteri, Cichliformes, Cichlidae.